Molecule: messenger RNA, 2758 nt
Organism: Brassica oleracea var. oleracea
Lineage: Eukaryota; Viridiplantae; Streptophyta; Magnoliopsida; Brassicales; Brassicaceae
Product: mediator of RNA polymerase II transcription subunit 25
Exons: 15
Coding region: 89-2551 (820 amino acids)
Biological process (GO): positive regulation of transcription by RNA polymerase II
Cellular component (GO): transcription regulator complex; mediator complex
Source: RefSeq, a predicted model, not a curated record
AGUUACUUAAGAAGAAGAUCAGUAAUAAGAGGCGAGAGCGAGAGAGAGAGAGAGAGAGAGAGACGGAGACUUGCAUCAUCCUUUGAAAAUGUCGUCGGAGAUGAAACAGCUGAUCGUGGUUGCGGAAGGCACUGCAGCCUUGGGUCCUUAUUGGCAAACCAUCGUCUCCGACUAUCUCCACAAAAUCAUCAGGUCUUUCUGUGGCAGUGAGUUAAAUGGAGAUAGGAACCCUGUUUCGAGUGUUGAGCUAUCACUGGUCAUCUUCAAUUCUCAUGGUUCAUAUUGUGGUUGCUUGGUACAAAGGAGUGGCUGGACAAGAGAUGUUGAUAUUUUCUUGCAUUGGCUUUCGUCCAUACAAUUCGCUGGCGGUGGUUUCAGUGAAGCCGCCACAGCCGAAGGUCUUGCCGAAGCAUUGAUGAUGUUUCCUCCUCCUCCAGGCCAAGCUCAACCAAGCAAUGAUCUUAAAAGGCACUGUAUUUUAAUCACAGCCAGCAACCCUUACUCGUUGCCAACACCUAUAUAUCGCCCAAAACUGCAAAAUGCGGAACGAAAUGAAAAUGGCGAUGCGCUACCUGAAAGCCGUUUAUCAGAUGCCGAGACAGUGGCAUCAUACUUUUCUAGGUGCUCUGUUUCUUUGUCUGUUGUGUGUCCAAAGCAGCUUCCGAAGAUUAGAGCCCUAUACAAUGCGGGAAAGCUCAAUCCACAAAGUCCGGACUUGUCAAUUGACACGGUCAAGAACACAUUCUAUCUUGUCCUGAUCUCAGAGAAUUUUGUGGAGGCACGUGCUGCCUUAAGUCAUUCUGCUACGAAUGUGCCACAGACUCAAAGCCCUGUGAAAAUGGACAGGGCCACUGUCCCUCCAUCUCUUCCAGUCACUGGGCCACCUCCAGCUUCUUUGCCAUCAGCCAAUGGACCUAUUCUUAAUCGGCAACCAGUUUCUGUUGGACCAGUUCCAACUGCUACUGUGAAAGUUGAGCCUUGCACUGUAUCUUCUAUGGCAGCAGUUCCAACUUUUCCGCAUAUCCCCUCCUCCGUAGCUCGGCCUGCUGCACAGGCAAUUCCUUCAGUUCAAACCUCUUCAGCAUCGUCAGUUUCUCAAGAAAUGGUCGCCAAUGCCGAGAAUGCACCAGAUGUUAAGCCUGUGGUUAGUGGAAUGACGCCACCACUGCGUACUGGUCCUCCUGGAAAUGUAAAUCUGCUGAAUAACCUUUCUCAAGUUCGACAAGUCAUGAGCUCUGCAGCUCUGGCGGGAGCAGCCUCGUCGGCCGGGCAAAGUGCGGUUGCAAUGCACAUGUCGAAUAUGAUAUCGACAGGAAUGGCUACAUCUCAGCCUCCUUCACAAACUGCGUUUUCAUCUGGACAGCAGGGAAACACUUCAAUGGCUGGUUCGGGUGGACUUAUGGGAAAUGCGCAAGCGGGGCAAAGCCCGGGUCCUAAUAAUUCCUUUAGUCCUCAGACAACGUCAAACGUUACUUCGAACCUUGGUGUUUCUCAACCAAUGCCAGGGAUGAACCAAGGAAGUCACUCUGGUGCACAGAUGAUGCAAGGUGGAAUUUCCAUGAACCAAAACAUGAUGACUAGUCUCGGACAAGGAAAUGUCUCAUCUGGAACAGGUGGAAUGAUGCCUACUCCAGGGGUUGGCCAACAGGCGCAAUCAGGAGUACAACAGCUUGGUGGCAGUAACAGUUCAGCUCCUAAUAUGCAGUUGUCACAGGCAUCAUCGGGGGCUCUGCAGCCUUCGCAAUCCAAAUACGUAAAAGUCUGGGAGGGAAAUUUAUCUGGGCAAAGACAAGGGCAGCCUGUUCUUAUCACCAGACUUGAGGGUUACCGAAAUGCUACUGCCUCGGAUUCGUUGGCAGCAAACUGGCCACCAACCAUGCAGAUUGUUCGUCUCAUAUCGCAGGAUCAUAUGAAUAACAAGCAAUAUGUUGGGAAAGCUGACUUCCUUGUGUUUAGAGCCAUGAAUCAGCAUGGGUUUUUAGGACAACUUCAGGAUAAGAAGCUUUGUGCAGUCAUCCAGCUGCCAUCACAGACGCUGCUUCUCUCUGUCUCUGACAAGGCUUGCCGCUUGAUUGGAAUGCUUUUUCCAGGGGUAAGUAAGCACCAAGAUAUGGUUGUGUUUAAGCCGCAAAUUACAAAUCAGCAACAGCAGCAGCAACAACAGCACCAGCAACAACAACAACAACAGCAGCAACAACAGAUCCAUCAGCAGCAGCAACAACAGCAGAUCCAGCAGCAACAACAACACCAACAGCUGCCACAACUCCAGCAGCAGCAACAUCAAUUGUCACAACUCCAACAUCAUCAGCAGCAACAGCAACAGCAGCAUCAGCUGUCACAGCUUCAACAACAUCAUCAGCAGCAGCAGACUUCGCCUCUGAAUCAGAUGCCGCAACAGACUUCACCGCUGAAUCAGAUGCCACAGCAGCAGCCUCAGCAGAUGGUUGGGUCAGGAUUAAUGGGUGGUCAAGCUUUUGCACAAGGUCCUGGAAGAUCACAACAAGGUGGUGGUGGGCAGCCUAACAUGCCAGGAGCUGGCUUCAUGGGAUGAAAUUAAAAAAAAAAUCUCUUCUUAAGGUUUCUACUUUCUGCUAAUUAGUUUGUAUCAUAUAAACAUAAAUGCUUUCUUACUUCUUGGUCUAACUCGACUUAGACGAUAUGGUUUAUAGAUUUGGUCAUUUUGGUGUUUAGUUGGUGUCUUUUCUGCCUGAAAAAUGGCAUCCUCUUGUGGGUCUGACCAUUACCGAAGCCACCAAAC